This is a messenger RNA of Micropterus salmoides (largemouth bass), 2115 nucleotides long. RefSeq names its product leukotriene B4 receptor 1-like. Gene Ontology annotation, molecular function: G protein-coupled receptor activity. Gene Ontology annotation, cellular component: membrane. The transcript has 2 exons. The record is from RefSeq and is a predicted model, not a curated record. Lineage: Eukaryota; Metazoa; Chordata; Actinopteri; Centrarchiformes; Centrarchidae. Bases 192 to 1100 code for a protein of 302 amino acids. Gene Ontology annotation, biological process: G protein-coupled receptor signaling pathway; immune response.
AGCCAGCCAUGAUACACAAGGCGCUUUCCCACUGCCUUAUCCGGGAUAAUUACGCCCAUAUGCUGGCUCGCUGCGCUGUAUGGGAGCCGGAAGGGGGGUCCGAUGUGAUCCGCCUCUGAGCCGGGAAUGUUGGUAGUUACGGAGGCAGAACGAUGUCUGUGUGAGGUGAAAAGCCACAGCAGGUUUGUAGCAUGGAACAACUCAACUCCACUGUGGUCACUUCUAACACCUCCUCUUCUCCUGGAUAUCCACCUCCCGACUCCUGGGACUCCAGAGGUCUGGUCCCUGCUGUGAUGCUGUCCCUCUGCUUCCUGUUGGGAGUUCCUGGAAACAUCGCUGUGAUCAUCCUCAGACCAAACUGGCAGCACAUGUCCAGUGUGAGCCAGAGUUUGAUGCUGAAUUUGGCCAUAUCAGACCUGCUCUGUCUGCUCACCCUGCCAGUGUGGAUUUACGCAUAUCUGUACAGCUGGACUCUCGGCCUGAUGGCCUGUAAGCUCCUAGCGUAUCUAGUGUACUGCAGCCUUUAUGGUAGCCUGCUGACUGUGACGGUGCUGAGUGUCCAGCGCUACCUACAGGUGGUGUACCUGCAGAAGUGCUUACAUCAGGCCGGGAGGAAGAGGCUGCUGGCUCUGCUCUGGCUGGUGUCGAUGAUCCUGUCCAUCCCUGCUUUAGUGGUUCGACAGGUGAUCGAAGACCAGGACUGGACACAAUGCCAGUCUCAAUACUCUUCCCAGGCCCAGCAUGUAGCCGUGCUGCUGACAGAGUCCCUGAUGGGAUUUGUUACAUUUUCUGUUGUAGCAUUUUCAUACAUUCGCCUCCACAUAAAAGUGAACCAGGCAGCUUUCUUCAACAACCCACAGACGACCCGUCUGGUCACAAGUAUCAUUGUGACCUUUUUUGUCCUAUGGAUGCCAAAUCAUAUCAUAAAUGUGUUUGCUGUGGUCGCUAUUUCACUGAACAACAAGGGCCUUGUGAAGUUUUGUACAAACAGCUGGAACAUCACUGGAGCACUGGUAUUUAUGAAUAGCUGCCUGAAUCCACUCCUUUAUGCUUCUGCUUCUCGAAACAUGUGCACUGUAUGCCAAAAAACUUCCAGGUAGUCUAAUCAUUGACAUAGUAUGAUCAAUGAAAAGCCACCAGAUAUCAGAAGAGAGUGCAGAACUUCGACGAUGAUAAUGCUUAGAGAAAAUAAAUUUGUUCUUAUUCAAAACAUCUCAUCUGUUCCGUAGACACACAGUUUGAGGGUGUGGUUGUCUCAUUUUUCAUAGAGAGCUGUGGAUGAUUUCUGAUUUAAUGAUAAAUUUAGAGGUUAACCUCAAAUCAGCUUUGUGCUCAUUAAACAUAUAUUUAAACAUCUUAGCUUUGUGGGAGAGAUCCAGUCAGAGGAAACAACACUUAAUGAGUAGAUUGAAUAAAUGUUUUUGUUGGAGUGAAUGACCAUUUGUCUCCAGUGUUUAGCAGAAGACAGACAUGGAGACAGACCAGAGGAAAGAUAGAGAGAUAGAGAUUGUGCUGGAUUCAUAAUAUAAGCGGAUGUGCAAUCUCAUUCAUUCAGUUAUCUUUGUCUAGAACUACUGAAAUCUAUUUCAGCUCUUACACUGCAUGAUUUGUAUAUUGUAUAUAUUUCUGUCUGACACAUUGAAACAUAUCAUUGUAAACAUAUUAUGAAAUACAGUAAAUGGAUUAAUAAAAUGAUAUGAUGCAUUUUCUUGCUUUAUCUCUUCAAAAGGAUGAUUAGUGGGCUUUUGUACUUUUUGUACUUGUAAAAGUAACAAUAGCACACAGUAAAAUACUCAAACUAAAAGUUCUGCACUGACAAUGUUACUUAGCAACAUUUGUAGUAAUUGUAUGUUAAAAUAACAGCUGGUGGUGAGCAGUGCCGAUGCCAAGCCAGAGCCACGCAAGUGGGCAGCAUAACCAGGCUUAGCAGCCUCUAUGGACAUAAUGUUAGCGCUAAUGGCAGAGGCGAAGAGACCAAAGAGGAUGUUGACAGAGGAAGCUAAAAAGAGAAAAAGAGAGGCUGAGAGCAAAGUUGUUGAUUUGUUAGUUUUUGAUCAUAAGUUAUGUAAUCUUAAUAAAUGCAUGUAUACAGCUGUCCUUACAACGGCUGUGAAU